UUCCAGGGCCAGCCUCUUGCCGGCUCUUGUUAAUUAAACCCACGGAAGCGGCUCACGGUUGUCGCGGCGCCAUUGGCAGGAGCGGAGUUAGGGUUCUAACGCUCAAUUUCACUCUCGAUGCAAAUUGGUAUUUGAUAAAGUAUCGUGAACUCAAUUUCCGUUGAUUCGAAGUUUUAAGCUUUAAUGGCUUUAGAAGCUCCGUUGCUAAAGAUCUCACGUUUGCCUGCUUCUGCAGCGGGAUUUUUAGAUGGAGAGCGCCUCAACCCUAUCCGCUUCCCUAGGGUUUGAUCAUUCCCAGGAAGACGAGGUAGAGCCCGUGAUCCAAAUCCAGUCCGAGCAGCCCCAUAUGGACGAGCAGGACAUCUCAAUUUUAUCCCUGGUCUCCGUCCCGCUACAAGGUGGAAGCGGUGGGGAAAGUUCCCGUGUGGAGCACCCAGGUUCUGAAUGUAUCGAUGACUUCCUCACCGGAAGCGAUCAGUUGGAGCCGAGGCUUGGGAUGGAGUUUGACUCUUCGGAUGACGCUCGGGCCUUCUAUUCGGCCUAUGCCGAGCGCGUCGGCUUCCGGGUUCGCAACAGCAAGUCUUUCACCUCCAGGGUGGAUGACACAGUGAUCAUGCGCCGGUUUGUAUGCUCGAAACAAGGGCGGCCGACCAAGAAGGAUCCCUUCGACCUCACCAAGAAGCGUCGCAAUCGAAUCUCCUCUCGUGAGGGUUGCAAGGCCAUGCUUCAGGUCAAUCGCCGAGAGAAUGGCCAGUGGGUGGUAUCCCGGUGUGUGCUUGAGCACUGCCAUCCCCUUGGGAUUGUUCCGAAGCAGUUUCCUUCUCUCCAGAAGAAGCUGGCUAAGAAGCCCUGGGAGCUCAUUCCAAGUAGUGUUUCAGAGGCGCAGCAGAAUGGGCUUGGAGUUGGUGGUGGAGUGGCCCAGAGCUUGUUGGAGUAUUUCAAAAGGAUGCAGACUGAUAAUCCAGCAUUCUUCUAUGCAGUCCAAGUUGAUCAGAAUAAUUGUUUGGCAAAUGUGUUUUGGGCCGAUGCUAGGGCUAGAAUGGCGUAUGGCUACUUCGGUGAUGCUGUUGUUUUUGAUAUGACCUGUAAGAAGAAUAAGCGAAUGGUGCCUUUCGCUGCUUUCUCAGGAAUGAAUCAUCACAGGCAACUUAUUGUGUUUGGUUGUGCUUUCAUGACUGAUGAGAAUGAAGCUUCAUUUAUCUGGCUAUUUGAGACAUGGCUUUCUUUGAUGAGCGGACGGUAUCCAGUUUCUUUUGUCACCCCAUUUAAUGAGGUAAUUGGAUCGGCUUCUGCAAAGGUUUUCCCUAACGUCCAACACCGUUUUUGCCAAAGGGACAUAUUUCGAAAAUGCAAGGAGAAACUUCCAGAUGUUUAUUCAGAGUAUGCUUCAUUCAAGAAUGAGUUUAAGAAAUGCGUGAAUGAAUCUGAAAGCAGUGGAGAAUUUGAGUUGUCUUGGAGGUUGCUCCUCGAUAAAUAUGGGUUGGAGGGAAACAUGUGGUUAAAAUCCCUUUAUAAUGUACGCCAAAGGUGGGUUCCAGUGUAUAUCAGAGGUACUUUUUAUGCUGAGAUGCCUGGCAGCGCCUUGAAAUCUGAAAGAAUGCACAAUUUCUUCCAAAGGAACUCCCUUACAACAACUACAUUGCGGGAUCUAGUGUCUCAGUUUGAUAAAGCCAUGGCAGGCCAGUGUGAGAAGGAAAUACAUGCUGAUUUUGCUAUGAUUCAUUCAAAGCCUAUUAUGAAGACUCCAUCACCAAUGGAGAAGCAAGCAUCUGAAAUAUAUACCAGAGUGAUAUUUGACUUAUUUCAAGAAGAGCUUGUUGAGGCUUCUGGUUUUUUGAUGGAUAAAGUCGAGGAUGGAUUGAUUAGCAAGUUCCGUGUUACAAAAGUUGAUGAUACUAAUAGAGCAUACCUUGUCAUGUAUAAUGCUUCUGAAAAGACCAUAAAUUGCAGCUGCUCUAUGUAUGAAACUUCUGGUAUAUUAUGCAGACAUGUGUUUAGAGUUUUGAUGGUUCUUUGUGUUCUUACACUUCCAUCAGAGUACAUUUUGAGGAGGUGGACUAGGAAUGCUAAGAGUGCUAUUUUAUCCUAUGAAAAUUGUGCACAUGUUCCAAGCAACAGCUUUAGAGCAUUUAGUUUGCGGUUCAAUGACUUAUGUCGUGAUGCCAUUAGGUAUGCAGAAGAAGGGGCUACUUCUGCGGUGAUAUAUAAAGUUGCUAAGGAGGCAUUUCAGAAUGCUUUCAAUGAAGUUUUCAGUGCAAAAAAAGGCUCAUUUUUCAACAAAGCCAAGUAAUAUAUAUAUACUUAUGUAUAUAUUUUGUUUCAAAGGCAUUGAUUUUAUUGUUUCAUUUCCAACUCCGACCAUGGCAAUAAACAACUCAGGUAAUCUGGGUGUAGCUCCUGAUACUGAAAGUAGUUUUCAUCCAUUCCUGAAUCUUGAUAUUUGAUGCUAAUAUCUGAAUACAACAUGCACACUAAACAUUUGUUCCCCUGGAAACUAUGUCGAACAUCUGGAGAGUU
Messenger RNA from Dendrobium catenatum, 2517 nucleotides. RefSeq names its product protein FAR1-RELATED SEQUENCE 5-like. The transcript has 2 exons. The record is from RefSeq and is a predicted model, not a curated record. Gene Ontology annotation, biological process: regulation of DNA-templated transcription. Bases 248 to 2290 code for a protein of 680 amino acids. NCBI's taxonomy places the organism in Eukaryota, Viridiplantae, Streptophyta, Magnoliopsida, Asparagales, Orchidaceae. Gene Ontology annotation, molecular function: zinc ion binding.